This is a messenger RNA of Solanum verrucosum, 3305 nucleotides long. RefSeq names its product kinesin-like protein KIN-14I. Lineage: Eukaryota; Viridiplantae; Streptophyta; Magnoliopsida; Solanales; Solanaceae. The record is from RefSeq and is a predicted model, not a curated record. Gene Ontology annotation, molecular function: microtubule motor activity; microtubule binding; ATP binding. Bases 59 to 3097 code for a protein of 1012 amino acids. The transcript has 18 exons. Gene Ontology annotation, biological process: microtubule-based movement.
AUAUAUUUUUUGAUUCCCCUAUCUUGUUGUUGUGAUUUUUUAUUUGUUGCAUUUGGCAAUGGGUACGGAAGAGGGGAUUGUUCAAAUUUCUGUGGCAUCAGUGGUGGAGGAAGUUCUUCAACAAGGAAAGGGACUGAGCGACAUUGAUUUGGCUUCUAGGAAAGCUGAGGAAGCUUCAUUGAGAAGGUAUGUAGCAGCAGGGUGGCUCAGAAAGACAAUUGGAGUGGUUGCGGCUAAAGAUUUGCCAGCAGAGCCUUCAGAAGAGGAUUUCAGGCUUGGAUUGCGUAGUGGAAUCGUACUAUGCAAUGUUCUUAAUAAAGUUCAGCCUGGUGCUGUGCAAAAAGUAGUUGAAGCACCGCCUGAUUCUGUUAAUGUCCCUGAUGGGGCUGCUCUUUCUGCAUAUCAAUACUUUGAAAAUGUCCGUAACUUCCUUGUAGCAGUAGAAGAAAUGGGCAUUCCCUCUUUUGAAGCAUCUGAUUUGGAGAAAGGAGGGAAAUCUUCCAGAAUCAUCAAUUGUGUGCUAGCAUUGAAAUCUUACUCUGAGUGGAAACAUGGAGGUGGGAGUGGAUCAUGGAAAUACAGUGGGAACUCAAAACCGUCAUCUGCAGGAAAGCAAUUUGUCCGAAGAAAUUCCGAGCCAUUCAUGAAUUUAAUCUCAAGGACUUCAUCUAUCAUCAACAAGUCUCCUGAUAGCAGUGAUGUUGGGCAUGAAGCCCGUGAAAUGGUUAACCCAAGUUCCCUCCAAAUGCUUGUUCACGAUCUUCUCUCUGACAAGAAGCAAGAAGAUAUUCCAUUUAUUGUGGAGAAUAUGUUGAGCAAAGUCAUGGAAGAAUUUGAGCAUCGGCUUGCCAGCCAAAAUGAACAGUCAAAGACCUCCCACAAAGAGACAGUUGUUCCAACAACCGAUGAAUCUCCCCUGGAGCUUACAUGUGAGGAGACACAGGUCGCAAUCAUCGAGGAUGAAGAAAAAACACCCGAUGAGGGGACAUGCGGCAGGGUAGACAUAGAUGAUGAUGGUGCAUCAACAACACCGGUUGUAAGGCAGCUGAUGCUGGUUGAACACCAACAUAAAGAAGUACAGCAAUUGAAAUCUACUCUCCAUGAUGCUAAAGUAGACUUGCAGUCUCUUCAACUGAAAUAUCAAGAGGAAGUCAGCAAUCUGGGUAAACAUCUGCAUGGUUUGGCUCACGCUGCUUCAAGUUACCAAAAGGUUCUGGAGGAGAAUCGGAAGCUGUACAAUCAAGUGCAAGACCUUAAAGGGAACAUCAGAGUGUAUUGCCGGGUGCGACCUUUCUUGCCUGGCCAACCAAACAGUCUAAGCACUGUGGAUCACUUAGAUGACGGGAAUAUUACAAUAACUACUCCUUCAAAGUACGGAAAAGAGGGAAAGAAAUCAUUCACUUUUAACAAGGUCUUUGGUCCUUCUGGAACCCAAGAGGAAGUGUUUGCAGAUACACAACCUUUGAUCCGGUCUGUUCUUGAUGGCUACAAUGUUUGUAUCUUUGCUUACGGCCAAACGGGAUCAGGGAAAACACAUACGAUGACUGGCCCAUCAGAUCUCACGAAGGAGACCCUUGGUGUGAAUUACAGGGCAUUGAGUGAUCUAUUCAAUAUCUCUGAACAAAGAAAAGAUGUUAUUUCUUAUGAUAUUUCAGUUCAGAUGGUUGAAAUUUAUAAUGAGCAAGUCAGGGAUCUCCUUACCCCAGACGGAGUUAACAAAAAAGUAGAAAUUCGCAACAGUUCCCAGAAGGGUUUCAAUGUACCUGAUGCAAAUCUCGUUCCUGUAACAUCAACUUCUGAUGUGUUGAAUCUGAUGAACCUUGGGCACAAGAAUCGUGCAGUGAGUGCUACUGCCAUGAAUGACAGAAGUAGUCGCUCUCACAGUUGCCUUACAGUUCAUGUUCAAGGAAAAAACAUGACAUCUGGUACGAUUCUUCGUGGCUCAAUGCACCUCGUUGACCUGGCAGGAAGUGAAAGAGUGGACAAGUCAGAGGUGCUAGGUGAUAGGUUGAAGGAGGCUACACAUAUCAACAAGUCUCUUUCUGCUUUAGGAGAUGUCAUUGCUUCACUUGCCCAAAAGAACUCACAUGUUCCCUACAGGAAUAGUAAGCUUACACAGUUGCUUCAAGAUUCUCUUGGAGGCCAAGCAAAAACUUUGAUGUUCGUUCAUGUAAGUCCUGAGCUUAAUGCUGUUGGAGAAACACUUAGCACUCUGAAAUUUGCUGAACGAGUUUCUACAGUUGAGCUUGGUAGUGCACGGGCGAACAAAGAGGGUUCUGAUGUCAAGGAACUAAGAGAACAGAUUUCCAGUCUUAAGGCAGCCCUAGCAAGGAAGGAGGAAGAUCAAGGGCGUCGUCCACUUUCCAGAUCAAGUACUCCCGAAAGAGUCAGAGUAGGAUCUUCUGGAUCUUCUCUUUCUUCUAGUUGGCAUAGUAUGGAAGAUGUUAGUGGUAACAUAGAGGUUAAGAAGAAAUCUACGUCAAAAAUGAGAAGGCGAAGCUUAGAUCCCAAAGACUUCCAGACAAAUUCUCCUCUGUCUCCACCAGGCAAUAAUCCUGUAUCAAUGGAAGAGGACAGAGAAUCAGUUUCUGGUGAUUGGGUUGACAAAAUUAUGGUGAACAAGCAAGAUGGUCUGAGUAGAAGUAAUUCCUUAAGAGGAUGGGAAGAAGAAACCAGGAUUUCACCUGACCUGUUAUAUAGGAAAUGCCCACCUGAUAGUUCAAAGGUGUAUCCAGAACAACAUAUAAACAACGUUGCAGGAAACAUAAAGGAAGGCCAAGACUACGAAGCAAGUAGGACUCGGUCUGAAGCAGGUUCCAUAGAUGAUUUCGAUGACCUGGAAGCCGCAACAAGUGAGUCUUCUGAGCUUGAAUACGGUUGGCAACCGAAUCCUCAGAAGGUUAGUCAGACUCCUAAUGGACUGGGAUCCAAACUCAGAAAACCUAGUCCUAAGCAAGUGAAGAAGCCAGAAAUAAGGAGCUUGAUUCCUCCACCACCAACCAGGAGACUUUCUAAUGGGUUAAUCUCACCUUCUGCAAAGAUGGGAAGAGCGGCUGCCUUAGAAGGAAAGCGAAAAACAGCAAGUGGGAAGUGGUAAAUGUUCCUACUUAGCUGAGUUUGAUGCUUAAGCAAUCAAAGAUGUGUAUCUUUUUUUUCUUUUUUCUUUUUCUUUCUUUGUCAAUCUUUUGCUCUGCAUUCUUUAGAGUGAAAGAGAGCGGAGGGUAUGGCAAUAACUUCAGUUGCCAGCUUUUCCUCCAGUGGUGAUGAGUUUUCAGUUGUUUAUAUGGUUGUUGGCUUGUUCUUCA